AUGGCGUCUCUGAGGCACCGCCGCGGCAUCGGAGCGGCCAAGGGCUACGACGAUUACAUCCAUGACAACGGCAGCGGGACAGCACCUGACACCGACACCGCCACGGAUCCGGAGGAGGACGAUGACGAGGAGGAAGAAGAAGAGGAGGAGGAGGAGGACGGCCGCCGCCUGCACCUGGGACUCCAAUCCAUGACUGCAAAGGGCAUACAACACCUGUGCUCUGAGCUCCUCGAAAUCAAGAAGGCCUCCGAGCAAGACUUCAGCGCUAAUGUUUAUCUCUGCUACCUCUCCUUCAUUAGGAUGUUCCAAGAAGCUGGUGAUCUGGACAAGGACGUUCAUCACCUGAAGCGUCAGGUCGUGGCACACAGGCGGCUGGUCCAGCAUCUCAGCACCAACUGCCUGUACUCAUCGUCGUCGUCAUCGAUGGUGCUACCUAGUUCCGGUUCCGAGGAGGAGGAGGCCGCCAACAUGGACGGAAUCCUCCUCCCAGACCAUCAAGGCGAACGCGACGAGGACCUGGAACUGGACGUGCUUCUGUCCGAGCACCGGAUGGACGAGGCCCUCCAGCUCCUGGAGCUGCAAGGCCAAGCGCUGCAGACGAUGCAGCAGCAGGCCGCUGGCGCCGACGACGCCGCCGAAGCGAUCGCGUUCGCGUCGAGCGUGCGCGCGCUGUCCGCCAGGAAGGCGAGGGUCGCCGGCCGCCUGGUCUCCGUGGCGGAGAACCCGCGGACGCCGCGGCCCGAGCUCCUCAGGGCGCUCUCCGGCCUCUGCAGGCUCGGCGACGCGGAGCGGGCGAACCACCUGCUCUUCGAGCUGCACCGCGCGAGCGUCGCCCGCGGCGUGGAGGAGCUGCGCGCGUCGCGAGGUCACCACCACAACAGCGGUGGCGGCGGCGGCAACUACAUCAAGGACCUGGCGCGCGUGGUCUUCUCCUCCAUCGUGCGGACGUCGAGGAGCUUCGUGGCACUGCACGGGCACCCGUCUCCCUACACCCCUCGGCUCGUCCGGUGGGCGAGGGAGGAGAUGGAGGACCUGAGCGCCGCCUUCUCCGAGUACGUGAGGUCCAUGUCGUCGCCCGCUACUGCCGCCCAUAGCUUGGCUCUGGCGCUGGAGGCUGCCGAGUGCGCGGUCUCCUACUUCCCCCUGCUUAGGGCCGUCGACGUCGUCGCCUCCGAGCGAGACGUGGUUGGCCUCGUCGUGCCCUGCGUCCGAGACGCCGUCGCCAUGUAUGGCAGGCAUCUCAGGGAGGUGGUCCGGCUGUUGGUGGCUUCCGACGCCUGGGUGCUCGGCAGGUUCCUCAUGCCACCUGGAGUCGUGCAGGGUGCUGCUGGAGCACCGCAGGCUGAGUACUGCCUGCUCACAACCAACGGAAGGAAAUUUGUCACCCUUAUACAGGAGGUUGUGGAAGACGUAGCGUGGCCGUUGCACAGUCUUGGGAUUGGGACUAACGAUUCAGUAGGCUUGCAGCUUGUGGCGGAGCUGUUCAGGGAGUACAUGCACUCCAUCGUGGAGCUCAUCCCCAGAAAGGAAGCAGCUGCUCUCCAGCUCCAAGACGAAGCGACCGGCGACGAGCGGUACACGUGGCAGCUCGCCGUGCUAAUCAACUGCACGACGUUGGUGUCCCUGUUUCCGGUCAUGGCGUCCGGCGUCUUCAGGAUACCAUCACCACCGACGUCGGAUUUUCCGGCGUCAGCGCAAAGGGAAGUCGACAGCCUCAUCUCGCUGGUCAAGGAAGCGGGCGGGCAGGUGUGGAGCUGCUUCUGCCAGCAGUUCAUACGAGACACCAUGUCGUCGUCAGCGCAGGGCCGCCGCUUCGGAAGCAGAACACCGCCGCCGCAGGCGCAGGGCGCGAUGACGCCUUCCGUGGCUUUCCAGGUGGUGUUCCUCCGGGUGAGGCGUCUGAGCGAGGUGUACGGCACCAUCUUGAGCGGCGAGGACGGGACCAUGAAGAAGCUGCUGCGGGAGCUGAUGGAGGCGAUGAUCUUCUGGCUCUCCAACAACCUGGACUCGUGGGCCGCCAUGGCGCCACCCAGCAUCAGGAGCGGCGCGAUGGACUUGCUUAUCAAAGCACAAGAGAAGGUGGCGGGUGGCGAACUGGAUGGCGUCGAUGAGGUCGGCGGCGGCGGCUGGGCUGCCGAUGCUGCAAAACACGCCGUGCAGGUGCUGCUAGCAAUGGGGGAUGGAGACGUGGCAGCGGCGGACGCUGGGGAGGAAUCCGAUGAGAUGGCAAGGAGGAACAGCAGUGACGAAGAAGCAGGCCAAGAGGAAGCACCCGAGGAUGAGGAUGAGGACGAGGACGAGGAUGAGACAGGGGCUACCAACAAGUCCAGCGACGAGUUCAUAAGCCUGGAGGACGAGGAGGACGAAGAUGACGGCGUAAGAAUGCCUCCUCCUGCAGCUUUGUCAUCAGAGAUUCAAAAGCCCGGGUAUUCAGAAAUGGGCGAUGGAGAAGAGAGGACGAAUAUUCGAUCAGGCCAUCAUCCCGAGCUUGAGCAGGGCGGAGGUGACGGCAAUGUUCCACCCCAUUUCCAUCAUCAAGGGAUCGAGAUGAACAACUCCACCUCGCCGGCGGUGGACUGGGGUGACGACUCGGCGGGGGAGAUGGACUCUGAGGACGCAGCGCCUUCCUCCUCCGUGGGCAUGGGCGUCGGCAUCGCCAUCAGCAGCAUGAUGGAGGUCGACACCGACGGCCGCCACCCCCCGUCCGCCCCCGACGCCGACUUCUUCAACGCCUUCCCCGACGACUUCGACGACCAAGACCUCGACUGA
Miscanthus lutarioriparius is the source of this 2769-nucleotide messenger RNA. Lineage: Eukaryota; Viridiplantae; Streptophyta; Magnoliopsida; Poales; Poaceae. The record is from the annotation of a GenBank genome assembly.